Messenger RNA from Penicillium roqueforti, 1986 nucleotides. Its product is annotated as alpha/beta hydrolase. Lineage: Eukaryota; Fungi; Ascomycota; Eurotiomycetes; Eurotiales; Aspergillaceae. The record is from RefSeq and is a predicted model, not a curated record. The coding region runs from base 1 to 1986 and encodes 661 amino acids. The transcript is spliced from 5 exons.
AUGGACGUGAAAUCCGUGCCUUUACCGCCUGGUCAGGUACGCCAGGUACGCCAGGCACGCCAGCCACCUCAUCGAUAUGCUCGGUGGGGAUUGCCCCUGGCUGCUGCGGUAUUGAUUCUUUUAGUCUGGCCUGUCCCAUUACCUUCGUGGAACGUGGUUGAGCCUUUCGUUCCAGUCACCUGGGACGAAAUUGUUCCUUCGCAAUCGCUGGAGUACCACAACUGCGGUGAUGAGUUCCAAUGCGCACGACUGGAAGUGCCUAUGGAUUACCAGAGGACAGAUGGAAAAGGUCGCACCUUCGCCCUGGCUGUUGUCCGACUGCCAGCCAAGGUUCCAGUCACAGAUCCGCGGUAUGGAGGCGCAGUUCUGAUCAAUCCCGGUGGACCGGGUGGACCGGGAACAAUGCAAGCGUUCGUGGCAGGUCGAAAUCUCCAGCUAAUUGUUGAUGCGGAGGCCGACCCAACAGAAACCAGAGAAGAGACUGGCAACAAAUAUUUUGAUAUCAUCGGAUUUGAUCCUCGCGGAGUAGGAUCUACAACACCUCCAGUGAUGUGUUUCCCUGAUCCCGUAUCCCAAAGGAACUGGGAGCUGCAAGUCUCUGCGGAAGGCAUACUGGGAAGUGGAUCGGAUUCCUUGCAGAGAAAUUGGCAGCGGACCGAAGCGCUGAACUCGGGUUGUUCUGUAUUCGAUAUGUCGAGUCCAGGAACAGACGAGCCAAUGAUGUCCUAUGUCAAUACGCCGCUCGUCGCACAGGACAUGCUGACCAUCAUCGAACGUCAUGGAGAAUGGCGUGAGAAGGAAGGACAACGAGCGCAGACAGCUCACAAUAAGUGCCAUGGGCUGGAUGAAGGAGACACAAUCUUGGAACGCACUCAAUGGCGUCGCGGAGAAGAGCCAUUGCUUUAUUGGGGUCGCUCAUACGGUACCCUGCUGGGAACUACCUUUGCCUCGCUCUUCCCAGAGCGAGUCACACGAGCUGUUCUCGAUGGCGUAGUCGACAUGGUGAAGUACUACCAAGGAACAGGACCGAAUGUUAUUUCCGACGCAGAUGCCAUCUUUGAUCGAUUUGCCCAGUACUGUAAUGAAGCUGGACCCGUGGGAUGCCCCUUCUAUAUGGAGGGUGGUCCAGACUCCAUCAAGGCAGCAUACUGGGAACUUGAACGGCAGAUCCUCAACACCUCAAUCCCUGUCAUGGCAUCUGCAGAACGGGGACCAGAAGUUGUGACUUGGACAGAUAUCAAAGAGAUCCAGCGCCUUGCCAUCUACCAGCCACUCCUUACCUUCCCUUUCCUGGCAGAAAGAAUGACUGAGUUGGGCAAAGGGAAUGCCGUUCCCAUGGCUGACUUCAAGCAUGGUAGGCACUUCGGUGCAUGCCCUUCCAACAAAUGCAGUCUUGCUGGACCUUGGUCGCCAGAAUGUGCUACAUCGCAGGAUAACGUGAUCUACGCUAUGGCUGCUAUUAUGUGCUCGGAUGCCGAAUAUUUGACAACUAUGAAUACUGAGCAGUUCCAAGCGCAAUGGUCCAGUCUUCUGGCUGACAGUGCAGCUCUGGGUGAUUAUUGGGCGCAAUUGCAACUGAGCUGUGUUGGAUGGAAAGCCAAGGCUAAGUAUCCUUUUGCAGGGCCGUGGGGCGCCUCUACCGCUUAUCCGAUGCUAUUUGUAUCAAAUACUCUGGAUCCCGUGACUCCUCUCCACAGUGCCCAGCACAUGUCCGAGAUUUUCCCAGGAUCUGGAUUGCUCCAGCAAGAAUCAGAAGGACACACAACACUCACAGCCCCAUCAAUCUGCGUGGCGAAGGCUAUUCGCCAUUACUUCCAAACUGGCACACUGCCAGUGGUAGGAACUUUGUGCCAAGCCGACCUGAAGCCAUUGCUUGGAUCUCCGCAUCGUCACGACACGAUCAGCCAAAGCUUUAGCCCAGCCGACCGUAAGCUGUUUGAGGCAUUGAUGGCGGAGGUUCAGCGGGCGCCUCUGUUUCCUCUUUAA